AUGGACUCGGAGGCGGAUCAAAUCUCCAAAGAUAUUCGAUGUCCAAGAUGGAAGUUUUAUCUGACCAAAAUCGAGUCCGAGUUCGAUAUGUGUCGACUUGUACUUGGCGAGCAGAGUAUAUCCAAAGGAUGCCGGAUCGAAUUCAAAGUGGUGAAGGUCCCAGUAGGAUGA
Sclerotinia sclerotiorum 1980 UF-70 is the source of this 171-nucleotide messenger RNA. RefSeq lists its product with no specific name. The coding region runs from base 1 to 171 and encodes 56 amino acids. Lineage: Eukaryota; Fungi; Ascomycota; Leotiomycetes; Helotiales; Sclerotiniaceae. The record is from RefSeq and is a predicted model, not a curated record. The transcript has a single exon.